This is a messenger RNA of Penicillium malachiteum, 732 nucleotides long. RefSeq lists its product as uncharacterized. NCBI's taxonomy places the organism in Eukaryota, Fungi, Ascomycota, Eurotiomycetes, Eurotiales, Aspergillaceae. The record is from RefSeq and is a predicted model, not a curated record. Bases 1 to 732 code for a protein of 243 amino acids. The transcript has a single exon.
AUGCUUAAUCACACACGCACCAUCCACUGGCAUCUCCGCCCUAUCAUUAGGGAAUAUACAGGGAACAGUCUACCAAGCCAACCACGACGGAUAAACCUCUAUCAAACCCUCGUGAAGCCUGUUUUCCUACGUCGAGAAUUCUCCAAUGCCUCCGCAAAUGCCUCACAGCGCAUCCUUCCCGCCAUAAAAAACGAACACGCGGACCUCCACUCCCACAGCAACAAAAUCCUCAUCUCAUUGAACCCGGACGAACAAACCCGUUAUCAAAACCUAUUCACAUGGGAACUAGCCCGCCACAUCAUAGGCGAAGAAUUGAUUAUCUAUCCAGCCAUCGCAAGACAUGUCCACGGUGGAAACGCCAUCUCGAAUAGAAAUCGUACCGAGCACCAAGAAAUCAAGGAACAGUUGAAAAUGUUCCAGGGUCUUCGAUCAACAGAUCCGCGAUUUGCACCGACGCUGGAAGCUCUGAUUGCCGAUCUACAAACACAUACCCAUAGGGAAGAGACAGAGGAUUUGGUUUCAUUGGAAGAAGUGUUAUCUUCUGAACAGAGUGAAGCAUUGACGGGCUUAUUGAAGAGGACGAGGAUGUUUAUACCGUCCAGAUCGCAUCCGCUUUCUCCGAGUAAACCGCCGUUUGAAACAGUUGUGGGAUUGUUGACAGCGCCGGUUGAUAUGGUUGCGGAUUUGUUCCGGAAGUGGCCUCAUCAUGGUGAGAGUGAAAAGAGUAUUUAG